GUUGCUUGUUUAUCACUCGACAUCUGGCAACACUGUUGACGCACACGCAGCGUCAGCUGUUGUUGCCAAGAUGGCGCAUAAGCUGUCAGAGCUUCCACCGGAUAAUAAGCGCUCUGGGGACGAGGUGAAAGACGGUCUGAGGCGGUGCAGAGGACGACCGAGGCUCACGGACUCCGACCGAGCCCAGAGAAGACUGGAGUCCCGGAAGAAGUACGACGUGAGGAGGGUGUACCUGGGAGAGUCCCACAAGCUGUGGACGGAGCUCCGCAGACGGACCAGCCUGAGUGACGCUGGACUGGCGGAGUACCUCAUCCUGCUCAACUCCACCUACGGAAACAAAUACCAGCAAAAAUACUGCGGGAAGAAGAUUUCCCCCGAAGUUCAAGCAGAAGAAGAAAAAGGUCGGAGGUCAUGUGCGUCCAGCCUCCAGAGCCUGGUGUGUUGGUACCAGGAGCACUCCCGCUCGUGUGCUCAUGAGCCUCAGCUCCGAACCCUGGAGCCCCGGCCCGGCUGCUCCACAGCUGCUAUCUGGGAGUGCCACUCCAGCCACUCGUUUGUGCAGUACCUUUUCUCACCACAGAGGGAGGCAAACGAUUGUGAACACCAGGACAGAGCCAACGAGAACACAGACGUAGAAACAGCAGCAGAGGUGCCGGUGAAUAAAGUGAGCAGGAAGAGGAGGGAGGAGGAAGCUGGUCACCAACAGCUCAAAGAUCUUUAUGAAAAUGUGACCGUAGCUCCAGUAGAGUAUAUGGCUGUGAGCCCCUUAGAGGAGGGUGCUGCUGUAAUCCACCAGCCAAGUCUGGAUGCUCCUUCCACAGAUGCUACACUGGCAGGUCAAUCCAUCUGGGAGAUGGAGAUAGAAAUGGGGUCAGUGUUUCAGCCUGCAGGAGAAUCCGCCGCUUCAGAGGAGGCAGCUGAAGGUCUACAGCAAGGUCAGGAUGGAGAAGAAAGAAAGGAGACAGUGAAGCAUGGGGAUGAAGGGGCCACAACAGUACCAGAUGGUUACACAUGUGGUCCAGUGGCCACUCCCUCAGCUGAUAAAGCAGAUGAGGACUCCGUGCUGUCACAGAGGCUAAGCGGCUCACUCGCUCUUGGCUCUCAGAUGGAGAUGUCCGUCCCGCCGCCCAUGCAGGUGCCAGAGCAGGGAGAGAUGUUUGAUGUACUGCCCACAGUGGUGACCAGCUGUGAAAUUCCCAACCAGAGGGCGGGUUUGCAAGGAUCACAGUUAAUUAUAAUCACCGGCACCAGCUGUGAAGCUCUGGCAUCGGACAGCAUCCAGCUCAGUGUGGGAAGCGGAAAUGUGGAGGAAGUCACAUGUACCGUCAUCGGGGGUGUCAACUGCAGUCAGGCCUGCCUGUCUGACUCCAACCCGAGAACAGCAGAGGAUGAAGACACUGUCACAGGUUUGAGUAACAAACAGCUGCUGAAACCAACUGCUGACCCUGUGGACAUGAGUCGUGACAGAAAGCUGCAGAGGAGUCUGAGCAGCAUCCGGUUGAAAAGAAACAGGCGAGGCCCAGUCGUCGAAGCUGAUGGAAUGCUCAAGAUGUUUCACUGUCCCUAUGAAGGCUGCACUCAAGUCUAUGUAGCUAUUAGCAGCUUUCAAAAUCAUGUGAACCUGGUUCACAGGAAAGGUCGAACAAAAGUUUGCCCCCAUCCAGGCUGUGGAAAAAAGUUCUACUUGUCAAACCACCUGCAUCGACAUAUGAUCAUCCAUUCAGGCAUCAGAGAUUUCAUCUGUGAGACAUGUGGGAAAUCAUUUAAACGGAAAAAUCACUUGGAGGUUCACAGGCGAACUCACACAGGAGAAACGCCACUACAAUGUGAAAUCUGUGGGUACCAGUGUCGCCAGCGUGCAUCCCUGAACUGGCACAUGAAGAAACACACGUCUGAAGCCCACUACAACUUCACCUGUGAGUUUUGUGGAAAGAAGUUUGAGAAGUUGGAGAGUGUUAAAUUCCACAAGCUGAAGAGCCACCCGGACACACAGGCUACGUGAGGAAUACCGACGCUACAUGCUGUAGGUACUAAGGUUACCAACGGACACACGUGGGUCAGCCCUGGGACACCAGAGGAAGACUUCAAGUGAACAGGCUUUUUUUGUGUGUGUGUGUGUGUGUGUUUCAGUGAUCUUUUUUCUCACCAACCAGGAUGGUACAGUAUAUUCAUUCAGGCAGGUUAAUAUUGAUGUGAGAUAACCCAAAUGUCAGCCCUGAUAACAGCUGUGCAGGACACAAGCUGGUUCAGACUAUACAGCCCGUAUAUGGGUUUUGAACACACACACAUAUAUAUGUAUGUAUAUAUAUAU
Molecule: messenger RNA, 2311 nt
Organism: Thalassophryne amazonica
Lineage: Eukaryota; Metazoa; Chordata; Actinopteri; Batrachoidiformes; Batrachoididae
Gene: znf653
Product: zinc finger protein 653
Exons: 10
Coding region: 71-2002 (643 amino acids)
Biological process (GO): regulation of transcription by RNA polymerase II
Cellular component (GO): nucleus
Molecular function (GO): transcription coregulator activity
Source: RefSeq, a predicted model, not a curated record